AUGAAUCGUCUUUAAUUUCUAUUAUUGCUAUUUAGGUUCUCAGUAAGCGAUCGCGCAUCUGUAUGUUCCUUGUCUACGGUUGAGAACGAGAAUGCCGAAAGCUGAAAAGUGAUUGUAAACAAAAAUGGCGUCCGCCUUAGAGAAUUUGGAAGCUCAAUUAGAACUCUUUAUCGAGAACGUGCGACAAAUACGCAUUAUAGUGAGCGACUUUCAACCCCAAGGGCAAAAUGUAUUGAAUCAGAAGAUUCAAGGCUUAGUCAAUGGCUUGCAAGAAAUUGACAAGUUGAAAUCUCAGGUACAAGAUGUCCAUGUGCCAUUGGAAGUGUUUGAUUACAUCGACCAAGGAAGAAAUCCACAAUUAUAUACCAAAGACUGCAUAGAGAAAGCUUUGACCAAGAAUGAACAAGUGAAAGGAAAAAUUGAUGCUUACAGGAAAUUCAAAGCAAACAUGUUGGUGGAGCUGAAUCGAGUUUUUCCAAACGAACUUGCCAAAUACAGAGCGAUUCGUGGAGAUGAAUAAGGAUGUUCUAGUUUUAAGGACCAAAUUUUGACAAACAAAUGUGUCUUUACGAACGAUACCGCAUGCAUAAUUUAUUGUUUUGAUAACUUAAAAAUUUUUAAACUUAGAACGUUAUCGUACAUAAAUUUGAUGUACAAUCCGUAAAUUGAAUUUGAUUAUGUUUUUUUUAUUUAUUUUUAUCCAAUUAGAUUUGUUUACAGGUCUAGAUUAUAAAUAUUUUAAAUAUCAUUAAAUUUAUAUAAUAAAUAAAUAUUAAUUACGAUAGCAUUCUACGAUUAAAGAAUAUACUACCUGUGUAUAACACUAUUAUUUCCUUGUAUAUACAGUAUUAUAAGUGUCAAUUAUGCAAUUUUCUAAAAA
Solenopsis invicta (red fire ant) is the source of this 880-nucleotide messenger RNA. RefSeq names its product mediator of RNA polymerase II transcription subunit 10 (gene MED10). Gene Ontology annotation, molecular function: transcription coregulator activity. The record is from RefSeq and is a predicted model, not a curated record. Bases 125 to 520 code for a protein of 131 amino acids. Gene Ontology annotation, biological process: positive regulation of transcription by RNA polymerase II. Gene Ontology annotation, cellular component: chromatin; mediator complex. NCBI's taxonomy places the organism in Eukaryota, Metazoa, Arthropoda, Insecta, Hymenoptera, Formicidae. The transcript has 3 exons.